UUUGUAUACAUUUUUUAUCAAACUUCACUUUAUAGUUAUUGUCUCCAUCAUUACUUCAACCAGUGAUGGUGACAUAAAAUCUUCUCUUUUAUCACUGGAUCUGGAUGUCAUCAGUGAAGAUGAAUUUAACAACAUUAAAAACUCAAUUAUCGAGUGGGAAGAUGACACCUGGUGUCCUGAUAUGGAGACAAAGUCUGUGUCAUCAUUUGAAGAAGACGAAACAAAGGAAAUAGAUACAGACUAUGAUGACAGUGAUGAUGAGGACUAUAUGCCACAUAUUUGUGUGCGGACUGGCGGUGCUCUGAAGACUCCGAUUUGUCUGAAUUCCCUUCAAACAAUUAGUAUGGAGGACACUGUGCACGAUGCCGAAGACAACUCCCAAGACCCUACUAUUGCAGACAUGCAUCCAGUCCCAGAGACUGCUAAAAUCAUGGUUGAGGAUGACAUAAUUGGCCAGCCAGCAUCUAUAACAUACCACAGUCGUCUGAAGCUGCUUGCCGAAUAUCUUGUUCUACCUGUGAACACGUGUACUGCUAAGGACACAAACACAAAUGCAGAGUGUGGGGCACAUGAACCAUUUGAGGUCAACAUCCAUUCCAGGGGUACAGCUGCAAUUGUGGAAUGGAUACGUUGUAAUGGUCACACUGUUUGGAAAUGGUCUUCACAGCCCAAUUUUAAAUAUGGAAUGCUUGCUGGGGACUUUAUGUUGGCGUGUAACAUACUGCUGUCUGGCAACAACUAUGCCAAGAUUUCACUUCUCUUUAAAUUUACGAAUAUGGGGAUGGUGGAGAAGUCAUCUUUUUUCCGAAUACAAGACUCAUACUGUGUGGACACCAUAAAGGAAUUCUGGAAGGAGAAGAGAGCUGAAAUCAUUGCCCAACUACAGUCCAAAGGGCCUAUUGUGGCCUUAGGUGAUGCUCGGAUGGACAGUAUUGCACAUAUUCAACAAUGGAAAAUGAAACUAAACAUAUAAUCAGUAUGGUCAACAUCGAGAAGAGGGAGACCAUGAGGAACUCUGUUGUAAUGGAGAAAGAGGCCUUUCAACAGACCUUCGAGGCACUCCGUCAAGAAAUAAACUUGACUGAAAUUUGUACCGAUGCUCAAAUAUCAGCUCUCUUCAACAAAGGGAAAUACAGAGACAGCGGAGUCCACCACACUCUGGACGUCUGGCAUGGGUCCAAAAACUUGAGCAAAAAAACUCAUGCAGCAGGGCAGCAAAAGGGGUGUGCCAUUCUCCAGAUGUGGAAUAAAGACGGAUAUCAGCUAAUAAGGGGAUUCCUAGAAGCAGAACCAGGAGACCUGAUGAUCCCCGUCAACAUGGCGUACUGUCUGGUGCACCUGCUCCAUCAACACUGGAGCUAUUGCAAAUUCAAGUCAGCAGAGAGUUAGGUCAAUCGCUGCCGAAACAAUGAAUAAUCUCCACAGGACCAGAGCUGAUGUGAUGCUACGUCCCAAGAUACCUCUGGAAACCCAAUGUCUUAUAUGUGUUAUUGUUGAUUGUGCUAAUGUUUUUUAUAUUUGUGAUUAUAGUUUCUAGCUUUAGUAAUACAGAAAUUAAAAA
Messenger RNA from Megalobrama amblycephala (Wuchang bream), 1561 nucleotides. RefSeq lists its product as uncharacterized. The record is from RefSeq and is a predicted model, not a curated record. The coding region runs from base 182 to 973 and encodes 263 amino acids. The transcript has 9 exons. Lineage: Eukaryota; Metazoa; Chordata; Actinopteri; Cypriniformes; Xenocyprididae.